Pocillopora meandrina is the source of this 4346-nucleotide messenger RNA. The record is from the annotation of a GenBank genome assembly. Lineage: Eukaryota; Metazoa; Cnidaria; Anthozoa; Scleractinia; Pocilloporidae.
UUAGUUCUCGUAUGAAGAGUCGUGUCGCAUGUGCGGUGGCUUUUGCCACGCUACGUGACGCAUAAGGGUCUAUGUUUGUUUCCAGAAGAUUUACCUUUAAAGUGAUUGAUCCUAAAAAUCCUCAGCUUAUCCUGAAGGUGAUCGCACUGGGAUACCUGAAAGCCCCUUUUUGAACGUUUGAGGUGAGACAUUUUGCUAUGGCUUCACAAUAGAUUAACUGAUGUUUUCGUUUUAGCACUCAGUUGUUUGGUGAGCAUAAGAGAGUUUGAUCCUGACGUCGACAGCAACAGCAAAUAGAAAAAAAAAUGAACUCUAGUUUCACUCCUCUUCUUAUAAUCCGCCGUCGGUCAACUCUUUAGGAAAUAUUGCAAAAAAAAGUAUCUUGUUCACGGUAAGAUGUCUUCAUUUUCAAAUAUGAAAACGGCUGAAAGCAGACGACAAGAAGUUUAAUUUUUGUCACGCUUUUUCCGUCUGCCGUAAGCGUUAUGCAUAACCUUUUCAGUCCUUCUAAAGUUUGUUCAAAGAAACGAUAAUUCAUUCAUCAGUGUUGAAGACUAAAAUAAAAAAUGGAGCUUUCUGGAGUAUACGACGUUUUUCUUCGAAGUAAACGCGUAUUAUGAAACAGAACAUAUCAGACUUUCGACACUCGUAAUUAAUCGAAGAGUUCGUGUAUCAUCGAUGGUAAGAGAGACAAUUUCACAAAGUUAUGUGAAAGAAACCAAUGGUUUAAAGUUUUAACCACUGUUUUUUUUCUCUGCAGAAAUAAUUUUGCAUUAUUUAAAAAUGUUCUAGACAAUGUUUCAAAUGGUGUAAUUAAACAGCGAGUUAAAUGAUGACGAUUUCGACAAUAAUAGCAAACUAUCAAGUGAAGCAAAGAUUGCAUUUCCUAAUUUAUUUAUUCCAGGCCGUGGCCUAAGAAUGCGAAGACGAGGCAGAAAGAUUGAAUACUCAGUGUUAUUUCCUCUGCGGUGCCUUUUCCGCCUGUCAAAUAUGCAAAACUGUCAUAUGAACUAUAGAAAAUACGAAGUUCAUUCGGUAAAUAGAAAUAUAUAAAGCUUGAAUCGAAUUCAAUAUUCCUUGAAAGAGAAUUUAGCGAUUUUUCUGGCUGAAGUUGGUUACUCAUGACCAUUCCUCACUGAAAUAUAUUUUUUAAAGUAGAAGGGUAGAAAAAAGUAGAUCAUAUAUGAUUAAAACAACAAACUGUAUAUAAAUAAGCGAGUAAUAUUUCAUUCAUUCGCUCAAACUCAUUUGUUAGAAGUUUUCUUUUAAACAAUGCAGAAGUACUGUUUUGUUUAAAAAGUAAUGUAAUUGAGCAAACGACUCUUCUGGUUUCUUCUAUUAGUACAUGUUUUGUCCGAUAAAUUGAUGUUUUCUUAUUUUUCUGCAAUUUCAACAGUGAGAGCGAGUUUUUAAACCCAGCUGCCUAGCUGCGAUAUUGUGUUGUUCAUCAACGAUAUGUUCCAGGCUCCCGGUCUCACUCUCUCUCCGGAGACGAGCGAAAUGAAGGGGCAAAACAAUGCCCAGCGGUUGUCGGGAAACGGCAGCAGCAUUUUUCUCGCCAUUUUUUGCCCGCCUGCUUUUCCGCUUGUUUACGCUGACCGUGUGUCUGGCAUUAGCCGUGUUUCUCAAAAAGUGACGUUCGUUAACUGUGUCUGUUCUCUCAACCAGGUUUGGCUUCAUAACGUCGGUAAGCAUGCACAAUACUGUCGGCAUAGUCCUCUUGACAACCGUUGUUAUUCUCUCCAACCAGGAACAGGUGUUAGGUUUGUACUACAAGCGCUUUAUACAUUUUUACAAAGUACUACGUCCAUAGCUUAAAUAAUUCAGUACCUUUCUUUUUGUGCAUCUCAGUUUACUGAGAGAAAUCUUCGGCAAUAAAGCACCGGCUGAAAGCUACAUCAGACAGCUGGUAUACUGAAUUAUAUGCUCAUUGCUUUCUAUAUCAAACGAUAGGAGAACUCGCUUCUUAUGGUCGAGAAAUAGCUCACAGAACUGAUGUUACUUUUUUGCUUUUUAAAUCAUUCGGAGGCAAUCAUGAGGUGAGACGUUAGUCGCGCGCGAGGGGUAGAAAAACCGCGUAAUCUGUAGGAAAAAGAAUAAACAGAAAGACAAACAGGACAGAUAGUUCAACACAUCAGUCGUUUCAUUUUUCUGAUAGUUUCUAAGUCUUGGUCAUAGCUAUACAAAUAAAUAACUUACACAAAACUUUCAUCAUGAGUGCUAAGCAAGUCUUAUUAAUGGAUUUUCGGUCAACAUUUUCAUAGAACCCGAGUGUGGUGCCAGGUAUAUCUCAAAUGACGUUGAGGCUAAGCGGAUCGUUGGAGGCCAGAUCAGUUCACCCGGGGCAUGGCCCUGGCAGGUAGCUCUACUGCAGAACAACACACAGACGUGUGGAGGCUCGCUUGUUUCCCCAGAGUGGGUUGUCUCCGCUUCACAUUGUUUUGUGGGUAAGUUUUAAUGUAUUAUCAUAAAGUGGCGCAUGUUCAGCGGGCAGUUCCAUUUAAAAACGCACGCGCGAGCUCAUCCAACUUCCUAACACGAACAACCUCAUUGCUUAUAAAUUUGUUCAAGAAUACUCAAUUACGUGGAAAAAAAUUAGAAAUACAACGACCUAAUUGAAAACAAUUUCAAAUUAGGUAUUAGUUAAAGCUCUGCUGAUCCCAGUGCGCAUUGACCCGGAAAAUUGUGUUUUUCUUCCACUGAGUAGAGAUCAAGCACAAGAUACUCCCAAGCACUUUUCCAGAAAAACAAUUCUUCAUUUCACCCAGUGAGAGUGAAGGGUUUUUCUCGCAGAGAAAUAGGAUUUCGAUCAAAUUUGAGAGGAAUUUUUAAAUUUGCUUCCCUUUGUUUCUCAGAACGUAAUUUAUUUUCUUUGCGAGUUAUAGUUCGGUUCGUGCAUUCCUGUCGGGCAUAUAUAGUGCAAGUUCUAAAACAACAGAAAGUCAAAGUAUCCUUGAUAUAUUAGCAACCUAAUACUUUACACUUCCUGGUUACAGGUUCUGGAUUGUCCAAGAAUCCCAAUCACUGGACAGUAACCUUAGGUGAACAUCACCUAAAAAAUGAGGACUGGUUUGAGCAAGCUAGAGAGGUGAAAGCAAUUUACCUUCAUCCGCAGUAUAAAAACUCUGCCAACAAAGUUAGCGAUAAUAAAUUGAAGUCAAUCCCACCGGAUUACGACGUUGGUGAGUGAAUUUAUUCACGCGAAAAUUUUUAGUCAACUUUGAACUUUUCUUAAAAAAGAACUGAUUAUUCAUCAUCAUUGAACUGUCUUGUACUGAUUUGCCACUGCUUAGCAAAUAGGACACAGAAAAUGGCACAGAACGGUCGCUUGUGGGAGGUUGCUCAGUUGUUUUUCACGAGAUGUAGCCUGAGAGAAGGCCCUUGUUAGUAGCGCUCCAGGACGCCCCCCCCCCAGAAAAGGAAAGAUUAGAGAUGAGUCUAGGAGAGGCUUUGUGGAUGUCUGGCACUAAUAAUUAGUGCUAGAUUCCUUGCCGGCCUCUCUUGUUUUUCACAAGAUGAGGCCUGUUAGUAGGCCCUUAUUAGUAACGCUUCAGGACUUCCCCCUCCCCCUUCCCCUUCCCCCCCUCCUCCUCCUCCCCCCCAAGGGAAGAGUAGAGACGAGUCGGGGAGAGGCUUUCCGGAGAUCUGGCACUAAUAAUUAGUGCCAGACCCCUUGCCGACCUUUCGCUGACUCGUUUUGGUCGAGGCCUGAUACCUUCUGGGCGAAGAAACUCUCAGGCCGAAGCGCUGAUGUGAGGGCUUAACAGGAUGUGGAUGAGAUUUAGGGACAUUGUCAUAGAAUCACCUAUCUGAAUAGUAGAAAUUACCACCUAUUCAUCAACAACCGAUACUGUUCUGUGAAAACCAAACUGAGCAUUUUUGUAUAUUGUUUUGCAGCUGUCUUGCAUCUUAAAACUCCCGCCAUUUUAGACAACUUUGUGUUUCCCAUCUGCCUCCUUCCUCCAGGCUUCAAGUUCCCCGUAGGUAAGGAGUGUUAUGUAAGUGGCUGGGGCCACACUCAGUGGAGAGGACCUAAGCCAGACAUUCUGAGGGAGGCGAGGGUUAAACUUGUACAUCCGGACAAAUGCAACUCAGAGGAAUCCUACAACGGAGCCAUACACAACAGAGCACUGUGUGCUGGAUUCGAGAAAGGUGGAGUCGACGCAUGCCAGUACGACAGCGGUGGACCGCUGGCCUGUGAAGAAGAGGGGCUCUGGUAUCUGACUGGGGUGGUUUCCUGGGGACAUAAAUGUGGUGACCCCCACAAGUAUGGGGUGUACGCUGAUAUGGAAGUGAUGACAGACUGGGUCAGAGAAGUUAUCAGUCAAGCAGAAAGUACAAAUUGA